Molecule: messenger RNA, 1487 nt
Organism: Temnothorax curvispinosus
Lineage: Eukaryota; Metazoa; Arthropoda; Insecta; Hymenoptera; Formicidae
Product: odorant receptor 4-like
Exons: 6
Coding region: 161-1336 (391 amino acids)
Biological process (GO): sensory perception of smell; detection of chemical stimulus involved in sensory perception of smell
Cellular component (GO): plasma membrane
Molecular function (GO): odorant binding; olfactory receptor activity
Source: RefSeq, a predicted model, not a curated record
AGAAAUUGCCAGUCUUCACGCAAAUUUUCCACAACGUUCAUAAACUGUGGUUGGAGAAUAUCAUUUGAGCGAGAACAUAUGUUUUAUUUCGACGAGAGUGUUUCUUACAGUGGAAUUUGGUGUCCGGGCUUUUACAUAGACAAUACUAGAGAUAAAGAUUAUGACGACUAGACGUACGAUCAAUCGCAUGAUGCAACUCAUGCUGAUCAUGUUCGGUUACUGGCCAGGUAUAUCAUGCGUGCUAUUCUACAGAAUGUUUUGGAUGACAACGCUAGCAAUUACUGAAUACUUUCAUUGCCAGUACUUUGUAAUGCAUUUUCGUUUCCAUAACCUUUUCAACUUGAUGGAUUGUUUGAGUAGCUUUUUGGCGUUUAUAAAACUGUUCUCUAAGCUCUUAAUUUUCUGGUUGAAACAGCGAACAUUUUUCGAAAUCUUAACGAUGAUGGCAAAAGACUGGAGUGAUUGCGAUAACACUGGCGUUGAGUUGCGCGAAACGGCAAGGAAAGCGAAAUUAUCGAGUCGUAUUGGCAAUGGAAUAAUUAUUCUUCAGACAAUGGCCACGCUUGCAUACGUCAUUGGCAUUUUCCUGGCGUCGUUCGACGUCGACGUCACCGAUCGAACAGUUGAACUGCCUCUAAUUUUUAAAAUGGAAUACCCCUUCGUUAUAGAUACGCAACGCAAAUACAGACUGGUAUUAGCUACGCAAUUCCUUUCCGUAGCAAUGUGCAGUUGGAGUGCUAAUUUAUUCAACGCGUUGUUUUUAACUCUGACUCUACACGUGGGCAGUCAAAUAAACAUCCUGAUUUGCUGGUUGGGAGAAGUUGGAUCUAAAGAUAUCGAGAAAACGCAUGACCGGCAUGACUCAUUCGUUACUGUCAUUACGAAGAUUGUUCGGAAACAUCAAAAAAUUAUUAAUCUCUCAGAGAACAUUGAAAAUCUCUAUUCAUAUAUCGCUUUGGUGCUAUUCAUAUCAAAUACGGUGAUGAUUUGCUCAUUAGGAUUUCUCGUUGUAACCGCAAUCGGAAGCCCCGACGCCAGUAAACAAAUAACGAGGUCUAUUUUAUUUUACAUUGUAACAAGCCUUGAAGCAUUUGUAUUUUGCUUCGCUGGAGAAUAUCUGAGCAAAAAGAGCAAAGCGAUCGGAAACGCAGCGUACAAUUCCGCUUGGUACGACAUGAAAGCUAAAAAUAGGCAGGUUCUGUUGUUUAUAAUUUUAAGAUCGCAAAGGCAAUUGCAGUUUACAGCGGGCAAGAUGGCUGUUCUCUCCUUAGAAUACUUCACAACUAUUAUGAAAGCUUCGGGAUCGUAUUUAUCAGUACUGCUGGCAAUGAAAUAAGCGCGCCGUAAUAUAUAUCCUUCCUAAAUAAUAGUCGUCAAGUAACGAACCAAAAUCAUAUCUGUUGAUUUCUCUAAUUAAAAAACCAUAUUAGGACACAGUAUAUACAUACGUAUACAUAUAUAUUAUUGUAUAUAUAUAUAUAUAUGUA